AAAAAAAAAAAAAAAAAAAAAAACUACGCCAGAGAGAACCAAUCUGGUCUCGAUCGGAAGUGCUCAUACCGUGCCUAGGCUAGACUGCCACCAAACAAACAAGCUCAGCUUGCUCGCUCCCCCUCGCCUGGUUACCCCCCCCUCACAUCCCCCAGAAGCGUAGGUUUUGGUGUACCCGCCAGCCGCGAAACCGAGACCUCCGAACCAAGCGCGGAAGCAGGGAAGGUAGGUAACAUACAUGCUUUUCGUAAAAGCAGGGAAGCUAGCCAACCAGUCCGGCCUGGUUUCCCAGCGCCAGAAGAAAGCAGACAGGGGGGCAAGCCGAGAAAAAAAAAAAGGUGAAAGAGUCUCGCCCUCACGACCGUGUCCACGAUCAUCUACGCACUAUACGGACUACUCGUGGCUCUGAAAGAGCUCUACCUACCUCACCUUGUCCCGUGUGUUGCUCGUUUGGAUCCAAGUCUGGUCUCUUGAUACACCAGACCAAGACAGCCAACGGCCCGCGUCGUCAAGAUGGCUUCUAGUAAGUCCUCCAAAGAGAGGCGUCUUUCAGUUAUGAGCUUCUUUUCAAAUCGUUCCAACCGUCUUUCUGCACCUUCUUUGCCCACUUCCCUCCUAUCCACCGGCGAUUCUUGCAACAGUGAAGACAAGGAGAACACGGAGCCGUCUUCGCAGCCCCGAGAUCACCAGCGCCAGACGCAGCAGAUGCAACAGCACCAGCAGCGGCAGCAGCAGAUGCAUCAUCAACAGCACCAACAGCAGUCAGCGCAACCACCAAGGCCCCGGUUGCGCCCGCGGCCCGUGUCGUCCGUGUUCCUCGUCCCGCGCGAUGAGGAAUUAGACGCCAGCGUCAGUCCCAAGUCGUUUGGUCGCACAGAUACGAGCCUGAGCGUACCACAGGGACGGCCGCGGCUGCAGGAGCUGCAGCAAAAGGAUGAAUACGAUGCGCUGCAGGACCACAUUAGGCGGUCGCACCAACGUGCCUCUACCCAGCCAGUGCUCGGAGAGACCGCGAGCACGCUGACCGACAGCAGCGGCAGCAUCAGCAGCUUCACCACCGCUGCCAGUUCUCCUCCGGUGGCGGACAGGCAACGGAACUUCAAACGCUUGUCCCUGACUGCCUGGCCCCCCAAGCAGUCGUCACCUACACUAAAGUCCUUCUUCUCGACCCGCAAGACUAAAUCGCCAGCUACAGAGUUGCCUCCCCCUGAACGAGCGGCGCCCGCGAUACCCUCCGAUCGAGGCCCUCCCACCUCCCGACUGUCGAUAAGCCGCAAGCCUGUUCCCCCGCAUCCCCGUGAUGAUCGCUCGGCUUCCCCUGCCCAUCGUAAAGCCCCAUCUCACUCGGACGCCACCGCCGCCGCCGCCGGCUACCUCGACUUUUCUUCGCCCAAUCUCCCGCCUCCCCUCGCGCCGGUCACGGAUGCCGGCAACACCAUCCCGCUUCACCAAAGUCCAGACGCACAGCGCAAGCAUCCCGACGCCCGCAUGAUGCGCAACUUCAGUCACAAGGCCUCCAAGUCGUUAGACCCCACGCCACCGCCACCGCCCCCACCUAAAGAUAACUCUCUGAGCGGUGCUAUGACAAAACCGCCGUCCGAUUCCCCGCCCGGCUCAGACAUUGUUGCACCGCGUCAACGGCAGGCCGAACCGGAAGCAAAGGGGAAGCAGCAGAAGAAGCUACAACCCCGCCCCCGUCAAGUCUCUCCUUCUCCCGAACCGCAGCGCGGGAGGAGGAGUGUGUCGGCGCACCCGUCUCCAGGAUCCAAGAUCGUCAAGUCAAGGACCGAGGGCCCGCAAAGCACACAAGCCUCAACGCCAGCGACAUCCAGGCCUCAGUCGGCAAACUCUAGGGCUCAAUCGGCACAUUCCGGCGAGAGAAAGCCCGCCCAUGGGCACAGUCCUAGUCGCGGAAGGCUCCGAAAAAGCUGGCUUCCCGGUAGUCGUGGCAAGGAGGCCCCCGACCAUGGACCUGCAGCCCAAGGCUCGAACAGUGCAGCUUGGAUCCUCGGCCCUGAUAGCAAGGCUGAGUACGGUACCAGCUAUCUGUCGAAUGGUGAAAAGGUACCGGAGCUCUGGAAUGAAUCGGGUGAUGUCAUGGUGUUUCUGCUUCCUAGGGACAGUGGUGCAGGACCUAGCUUCAGGCUUCCUGGUGGAAUUUUUGCAGACUCUAGCGUAUUCGAUGACCUGCUGCGAGCCGAGAUGACCUCGUCGCCCGCCGGCAGCCGAGAGCGGAUAAACAGCUUCAGUGGACGGGAUAGUUUGAGCGCAGAAGACGCUCGCCGAAAUGUGCAAAAGACGCCCAGUCCGCCCCCAGGUGGCGACGGCAGUGGAAUAUUGCGCCUGUUCCUCACCGAGACGCCAACUUGGCCCAAGGCGGCGCAGGGCCUGCCGCCGCUUGAGCGUCUCAUCGACAUUCGAAAUUUCUUUGCCUUCCUGACAGGCCAACCGCUUGUGGCAACCUUGGAAAACCCCUCGCUCUUUCAUGUGCUGUUGCGCAUCGCAGGUUUGCUUCGCGAGUAUGGUUUCUCGAGCCCGGACGGCAUGUCCUUUGGCAGGGACGUGGACCUAAGCAUGUCGUUUUACACGGAUCAGUUUGGGCUUGCGGACGUGAAGCACAGCACGGAAAAGACGGUCCAGAGCCUCAUGAUUGCCGAGCAGAUGCGAUCCUGGGAACUCUACAAUGAGGCCUUUGUGCACGCCGUUGGCAAGUGGGAGGCCAUCAUGGAUCUCAAGUCACCGGUUUAUACUCAGCUCACCCGAACAACCAGGGAUCGUCUUGAGCGCUCACACUUCGACCUGGAAAGUCGCAGGCACAACUUCUGCACUCGCCUAGACGACAUGGCUUUCCCGGGUAUCUUUGCUGGCAUUGCCAACUCUACAUCAAAUCCUGAUUUCAGGCACGUUCGCUUCAAGAACUGGAAGAAUAGCUUCAUCAGCAUGCGCAGCUUCAUACUCAAGUACUACAAGCAUCAGUUUGGAAGUUGGCCGCCCAAGGCUCGCAGCAAGAAGAAUCCCUUUACCGAGAGUGGCUUGAAUCGUCAGGUUCUCAAGACUCUUUACUCAGAUCUUUGUGCCCUUUACGACCUCCUGGUUGACCGCGAGCAGAUGACGACGCGUAUGUUCAACCAGGCUACGCACGAUGGGCCAGUCGACCCAGCACAUGCCGAGAUUGUGGCACUUCGCAAAUUAUUGGAAGAAUAUGACAACUCGUCGCCACCCGUACUACCUCCUAUACCAUUUGAUGUUCCCAAGAUGCCGACAAUGAAGACAAUCCUGGAAACGUACGAUCAGCUUUCGGCAAAAGAGCAGGCCGCUGUCGAUAGGCGCGUCAAGAGCCACGAGCUUAUACUGGUGAUGCGGCGAUCAUACAACUUCGACACUGACAGCCUGCAGCACUCCUUCCUCGACGCCUUCAAGCAGUAUGAUUUGGCCGAGGCCAAGGGCAAGAACUCGUCGGAGCUCUCGGAUUUCAGAUUCGGCUGCUGGAUCUUCCUCUACGUCGUCAUCCAAGCACUUCCCAUGCUUGCAGUUGACGCCCCAGGGGUACGCUUCACCGAGGGUGUGGAGUACUUCCUGUGCAUGCCUCCCAAGGGUGAUCCGCCAUGGAUGGAGGACGGUGCCAGUGUUCGCAAGAUGUGGUUCAAGCUUGUGGACCAGGACAAGCAGGUCGAGUUGUCGGCGGAUGCGGUACUGUUCUCGGUCGAGGCCACAUACGACCGAUCUCACUGCUGGCAAGCCGCCAAGAAGUGGGCCGAGGCCGCAGCGGCCAUGGACGAGGCCGAAGGGUCUGGCCAGGGAGUGAUGGCCCAGUCGCAGCAGAUGGUGCCCCCUCUAAUGUCGCCGCUCGAGCCGCCUCGUCCCGGCUUCUCGGGCAUGGACGGCGAUGGGUCAGGCUCACCCACCAUGGGCACAGGCACGCCAGGAUCGGCAUCUCCAACCGCGAGCGGUAUGGGGUCGCCCAUGCUUCGACCUCGCCGGCAGUCCCCGGCCGGCGCGUCGACACGGAACCGUGUCUCGGGCCACUGGCGGUCGAGCAUCGCCUUUGGUCUCGAGCCCGUCGACAUGGAUCCGGCCGCCGGUCCCCCAGGCGCAACCGGAAGCCCAUAUAGCGGCAGCAACAGGUCGCUCCUCAACCUCAACUCUCCCGCCUCUGGCGCCACGGGGGAGAUGGAGUCGCCCUCGGCACCCUUUGCGCAGUCGGCUCGCACGCACAUGGGCCGCAGCUACUCUGCCGGCAACCUGCAGGUCAUGGGCAACAACGGCCAGCCGCCCAGCCAUGCCAAGGAUCACUCUCGACACAACAGCACCGUGACCGGUGGCGAUCCCGGCAUGUCGUUUGACGACAUCCUCAAGGGUAUGGAGGAUACCAAGGUCAAGAAGAAGAAGAGCUGGCUUCCUGGAGCGUAAAAAAAAAGAAAGAAAAGAAGAAAAUAAAAGAGUCAAGCUUCUAUGGUCCUCGUCUCACAUUUCAUACUGGCCUUUUUUUUCGGUCAUAUCUUGGCGCUGUGUUUUUUGUAUCUUUUCAUUUGCAGCUUCUGGAUUUUGAUCCCUGGACAUUCUGCCGGCGUAUUGUAAUCUGGCCUCUUGAAUCAUAAGCGUCGCCUCGUCAGUUUCCUGUGCUGCUGCUCACUAUGACAUAUAUUUUUGAGCUACGUGAAGACUUGUUACUGGUUUUCCUUUUCUUCUUUUUUUUCAUAUCUCUCCUUUAUUUCUUUAUUUCGUCCCUCAUAUCUUGGUCCCGCUCUUGAUUUGACAAAGAAAAGCAACACCCGCUUCAAACAAGCGACAAUCUACACCUUUGAGGGAUGGCAUUUAGAUGAGUUUAUUGAAGAUGUACAAGACGUACUUGAUAGCCACUUACCGCGGGUGUUUGGGAGGGAAAGCAUUCGACAAUAGUCAGUCAAACUAAUACAAUAUAAUUGACAUUAACC
Pyricularia grisea is the source of this 4934-nucleotide messenger RNA. RefSeq lists its product as uncharacterized. Lineage: Eukaryota; Fungi; Ascomycota; Sordariomycetes; Magnaporthales; Pyriculariaceae. The coding region runs from base 514 to 4410 and encodes 1298 amino acids. The transcript has 6 exons. The record is from RefSeq and is a predicted model, not a curated record.